AUGCAUGGGUUCGCUUCUCGGCCAGGGACCGCGUGUCACUUCACGGAAGCGGAGAAGAUUCGACUCGUCGAAGAAGUUGAGCGGCGGAAAGCUAUCGUCAGAGCCAGAUUCAAUCGCGAUGUGACGUCGGAGGACAAACGUCGAGCUUGGAAAGAGAUCACGGACUCGGUGAAUUCCGUGAGCCCACCGGGGUCCGCAGGCCACACCCAAACCGAAUGCAAGAAAAAAUGGGACAACAUGAUGGUCUACUCAAAGAAGCUUUAUUGGCAAUUUAAACAGAAGUGCCAUCUCGCAGAAUUGAAGAAAUGCAGGCCGCCCAGACGUCUAUCGGAUGUCGUUUUGCGAGUGAUCCAGGUUAUUGGGGAGGAAGCGGUCGAAGAAAGCAUGCGAAACCUCACCGAGCAAGCGUACGGAAACCUCCAACAUACACUUCACCCUCAGAGCGCGUUCCCCGUUCGGCCCGACCAGAUGACCCUGAAACCUCAACUCCCGUGGUUGGAACCGGUCCCUACGCAGCUGAACGCAGCCGAUGCUCACAAGAACAUGCUGCUAAAUUUCGCGGCGGCCAUGGCUUCGUACUCAGCACUCGGUCAACAGACGCCAGAUGUGGCCGAUCACAGCUCCACUGUGGACGAGCAUGAAUCGUCUGACGAGCACCAACUGACAAACCCUUCACCAGCCGACCUCCGACCGCACAUACAUUCGCCUACGUCCAGUGGGGGAGGUCAGCUCGCGUCGUCAUCUUCCUCCGAUGAGAGAAUGGAAUCACAGGGCACGAAACGCAAAGCGUGCGAUGUGGGAGCCGACGAGGACGAGGACGACACCGUGGACGAGUUCCGGGAGGAGAACAGACCCACGAAACGCGCGAAUCUCAAGUCCGAGGCGACUUUGGAAUUCGUCAAAGCUCUCCAAGCUAUUCAAAAAGUAGCCGCGCAGCUUCAUGAGGCUCAGCAAUUCCAGCAGCGUCUCAUGGUUCUCAAAUUGCAGUACCUGCAGGAGCAACGGAACCAUCUCGUUCAGAUUGCGACGAAGACGCCGACGACGACGACAUCGACUGGACCUCAGAGUUGA
This is a messenger RNA of Galendromus occidentalis (western predatory mite), 1071 nucleotides long. RefSeq lists its product as uncharacterized. The transcript is spliced from 6 exons. The coding region runs from base 1 to 1071 and encodes 356 amino acids. Gene Ontology annotation, cellular component: nucleus. NCBI's taxonomy places the organism in Eukaryota, Metazoa, Arthropoda, Arachnida, Mesostigmata, Phytoseiidae. The record is from RefSeq and is a predicted model, not a curated record.